GCUAUUCUUCUCUUUUUUCACCUUAACUCUCAUCAUAUAUAUAUUCUUUUGUUUGUAAUGCAUUAUAUUCAUCUUGUCCAGCAUCCACAUUCAUUGCCAAGGACCAGUGUUUCCUAUCAGAUAAUGGCAAACACCCCACCAUCGUUCACAGCUUUUCCAUCUUCCGAUAUUCCGACAUCCUUCUUGUGGCCUUGUCAACAUGAUCAUAGUUCCCGCAUUAACCUUGGUGAUUUUGGGGCUUCACCAAUCAUUGCUGAUGCGCCUGGUUUUCACCUGGCUCCCUUGUCAAUGCAACAGGAUGCUGAUCCUCCAGGCAAUCUGGAAGUUUUACCCUGCCUUAAAUCAAUGACAUGGACCAUGGAUAAUCUCAACUCAGUGCCAGCCAAUGGAGUAACUAUUAUCCAUCUUAAGCUUCGAGAUUAUACCAAGUCUCCUUCAGAUGAGAUAGAAGUGAAAUUUCAGCUGACUAAAGACACACUUGAAGCUAUGUUGAGAUCAUUGACUUACAUCAGUGAACAACUUUCAAACAUGGCUGGGACUUCCUCAGAGCCGGCACAGAAAAAGCAAAAGCAAUAGAAUAUACGGCCUUAAUUUGUUUCUUCUCUCUUUCUUUUUUGUACUGACAUUAUAUAUAGAUUCAAACCUGUAAGUGAUCACAUU
This is a messenger RNA of Hibiscus syriacus, 660 nucleotides long. Its product is annotated as protein FAR1-RELATED SEQUENCE 3-like. Lineage: Eukaryota; Viridiplantae; Streptophyta; Magnoliopsida; Malvales; Malvaceae. The record is from RefSeq and is a predicted model, not a curated record. The coding region runs from base 58 to 576 and encodes 172 amino acids. The transcript is spliced from 4 exons.